Molecule: messenger RNA, 2347 nt
Organism: Effrenium voratum
Lineage: Eukaryota; Dinophyceae; Suessiales; Symbiodiniaceae
Source: the annotation of a GenBank genome assembly
GUUCCCUUUCCCCAUGGUGCUGCGCCGGGCUGAGUUCAAUCUUCGGGUCCUUGAGACAAAGCUUCGUGGAAUGCCAUGGCCGAGCCAAGCAAGACGCCCAUCGUGGCGGUCUGGGUGCCCUCCACGCCCUCCGAGCAGCAGCUGCAGCGAUGCAACUUGCGGCACCCAGAGGAGGCGCCAGGCUGGCAGCCCCUCACGGACGGCCAACACAUGGGCCUGGUGACGCUGGCCAAACCUGCGGAUCGAGCUUGCCCCUGCGACGUGCUCAUCCAGUGCCGCAGCCAGGUGGACCUUCUCCUGCGCUCCCUUGACUCGAAGGCCGGCGAGCGCUUGCAGCGGUGGCCGGUCCAUGACCGUCGGAAGGACCUCUUCUACCGCUCUCUUCAGCCCGGGAUCCUCAUGGGCCCUUUGCGGUCAGCGGACAAGCUCUUCUGGCUGCAGACGGCAGGCCAACUUCCUCUGCUGGACCAGCUGAGGCUCGCCUUCGGGGAGGAUGUUGGCUUCAGCUUCGCCUGGCACGUGACCUACUUGGUUUGCUUGUCUUCCAUGGCAUUGACCUCCGGGAUCUUCACUGCGGUCACCUGGAGCGAUGCCGACGCCUACCGGGCGCUGAUGCCUGUGGUGUCCUUUCUGAUCGUGUCGUGGACCAUUGCGGUGACUGAGACCCAAUCAGCUGUCGUGCAGAAGUUGGAGUGCCACUGGCACAAGCUUCACCAGGCCACCCUCACAAGGGCAGAUGACACGGCCAGCACCGUGAGCUCGGAGCUGUCCUUCGCUUUUGGAAGGCCGCCGCCAUCCCUGGAUGCAAGGAAUGGGAGUUUUCCGGAGCGCCUGCGACUUCGGCCGCCAGAGAGUUUCACACGGAGGCAGUCCAGCUCCAAAAAGUGGAAGCAGCAGCGAUCCGCUUGCCUUUCCUGGCUGAAGCGCAACUUCAAGUUUCAGCUGCUUUGUGCACCAAUCCUCAUUCUCGAGUGGCUGUUCAUUUGGUCCUUCUUCUUGGGCUUCUUCUGGUUGCAACUCUGGACCACCUUCGAGUGGGGCGGAUGCCGGGAGUACAACCGGCACAGCGGCACGUUGGACUGCAUGUCCCCGGAAUUCUUGUACCCCGUCUGGGGCAAGGUCUUCGGCGCGGUGCCCUCCUUCGCCCAGGGCCUCGGCUUCGAGAUGGUCUCGGGGCUCUCGAAGAUGAGUGUCGACAUCCUGGUCUCCAUGCAGACCUGGCCAUCCCAGGACGAGAUGCGCUGCGCGGCGGCCACCUACUACUUCUUUCUGGAGGUGGUGGCCAAGUUGGGCUUCAUUUGUUUGCUGGGAUUUCUCUAUGUGCCGGACUAUGGCGCCGAUGCAUCCACUUGCACCCACCGCAUAGACUACUGGUUUCUGGGCGAUUGGUCCUUCAGCUGUCUGAAGGUCAAUGUGCCCCCGUUCCUGCGGCUGCAGCUGUUCAUCUCCUCGGUGAAGGGGCCUUUCCUGAUCUCCGCGUUGCUGGGCAUCUUCAAGACCACUUUGCUACCGAUCCUGAUCGAGAAGCUCCGGGCCUUCGAAGAUCGCGCCCAGCCGCUGCGGUGCCUGGUGAGGCUGUCCAUCUUCCUCCUCCGGCUGAUGAUGGUAGUGCUUUACUGCGACUGGAAUGCUCGAGGCGUGGGGGGCGCCGGGGCGCUCUGUGAGACGCCUCUCUGUCUCCAGAAAGAGCCCUGGGCGGCGGCCUUGCGGGAGGCGCAGCGCCGGGUUUUCGAACCCUUUGAGGAAUACGUUGAGCUCUUGUUGCAUUUCCUUUGGGUCUCGUGCUUCCUUGUGGUCUACCCGCUGGGCGGUGUGCUGGCGCUGGGCUUUCAGGCCUUGGAGUUGCGCUGUGACACUUUGAAGCUGCUGGCGGCGCGACGCCAGCCCUUCCCCCGCCAUGCGCGCCUGGCGCAGGUUUGGGUGCCUGUUUGCGCCAAGCAGAUCGUGCACAUCUCCAUUGUGAUGAAUGUGUUGGUGUUGCUUCUGCCCUACGCGCUCGCUGCACAAGGUUGCGACGGCGAUCUGAGCUUCAACGGCGGGUGCAUGGGGCCCACUGCGGCCUUGGCCAUUGCAGGUGUGGCGGUACUGGAGCUCUACUGGUAUGGCAUUCACUUUGUGCUCACGAGAUGCCAAAGUGAGCCAAAGCUGGACUGCAUCGAAGAGAGCCCAUGCGCCGACAUCGUGCCAGUGCAAAAGGUGGAGCUGAAGCUUCCAAAGGCGAAGCCGAAGUCUUGCUGCGACUGGAUGUGGCUGUGAGGCUUCUGUCCAUGUCGGAUGAAUCCGGACGGAGCUAAGUCCUCAGUUGUUCAGUGGCACCCUUUUUCCCCUUUUUUUGGUGGCUGCCCCA